CUCUCUCGGUCUCUCCUCGCCUUAGGAUGCGAGCUCGCUCGCUCUAGCUAGCUACAUAGGCCAUCGAGGUAGCAGCAGAGGAGAGUGGUGGGUAGCUAGCUAGCUAGGGUUUCUUCUGGUGAAGGAACGCAGCUGCGUGCGAGAUCUCGAGAUGGUUCUGUCGAACCCGGCGAUGCUGCCGCCGGGGUUCCGGUUCCACCCGACGGACGAGGAGCUGAUCGUGCACUACCUCCGCAACCGGGCCGCCUCGUCGCCGUGCCCGGUCUCCAUCAUCGCCGACGUCGACAUCUACAAGUUCGAUCCGUGGGUCCUCCCGUCUAAGGCGGCCUACGGCGACAAGGAGUGGUACUUCUUCAGCCCGAGGGACCGCAAGUACCCGAACGGGAUCCGGCCGAACCGCGCGGCGGGCUCCGGCUACUGGAAGGCCACCGGCACCGACAAGCCCAUCCACAGCAGCGGCGGCGGCGGCGGGAGCAACGAGAGCGUCGGCGUCAAGAAGGCGCUCGUCUUCUACAAGGGCCGCCCGCCCAAGGGCACCAAGACCAACUGGAUCAUGCACGAGUACCGCCUCGCCGCCGCCGACGCCCACGCCGCCAACACCUACCGCCCCAUGAAGUUCCGCAACGCCUCCAUGAGGUUGGAUGACUGGGUGCUGUGCCGGAUCUACAAGAAGAGCAGCCACUCGCAGCCGACGGGCGUGCCGCCGCUCUCCGACCACGAGCAGGACGAGCCGGGCGCCUUGGAGGAGAACCCGCCGCUGUACGCGCCGUCGUCGUCGUCGAGCGCCGCCAUGAUCCUGCAGGGCGGCGCCUUUCCAGCGCUGAACGCAGCCGCUACGCAGAGGACGAUGAUGCAGAAGAUCCCUUCCAUAUCCGACCUGCUCAACGAGUACUCGCUGUCGCAGCUCUUCGACGACGGCGGUGCCGCCGCCCUGGACAUGACGCGGCAGCCCGACAACCAGCACCACCACCACGCCGCGCUCCUCGGCCACCCUGUCAUGAACCAUUUCCUCGUGAAUAGCAGCAUGGCGCAGCUCGCGCAGAUGGACUUGUCGCCGGCCACCGCCUCGACAUCAGCGGCAGCAGGCGCGCACGUCGAGGCGGCGGCCACCGGGAAGCGCAAGAGAUCAGACGCCGAGCCACAAACGAGCCAGUCGCCUCCAGCUGCCGCGGCGGCAGCCAAGAAGGCGAACGGUUCUUGCGUUGGUGCAACUUUCCAAAUAGGCAACGCCUUGCAGUUGCAGGGAUCACUGGGACUGGGCCACCAGAUGCUGCUCCACUCUAACAUGGGGAUGAACUGAUAGUUCUUCGUACAUACUACUGCAGUCUAAAACUCUGAAUAUAAUUGCACAUGGCGAAUUGGUGAUUUGAACAGUCAGGUCUAUUUCAAACGUAAAUAUAUAUGUGCAAAACGAUAGAUUAAUAUAGUCAAUAUAUUGCAAAAGAAAUCGUAAUUUGUACUUCUGUCGACUAGCCAGGUCGUCUGAUCAUGCAUGGCUAUACAGUUUGUGGUGUGUAUACAGUUUUUUUUCCUGCUAGUACUAUACUACUAUGUACCUCAAGCUAGCUCAGUACUAAAGAUUAAGCUAGAUAGGGGUUGAUAGGACUCUUGAUUGAGAUAGACCCACUGGAAGUCUGGAACAUGAGAUCAAGGAGAAUGAUGUCAAGAUAAAAGCCGGAUUUAUUGCUGAUGUUCUUGUAAAACAGCCAAUAAGUUAUUCUUUAAUUGCAGCC
Molecule: messenger RNA, 1733 nt
Organism: Oryza brachyantha (malo sina)
Lineage: Eukaryota; Viridiplantae; Streptophyta; Magnoliopsida; Poales; Poaceae
Product: NAC domain-containing protein 2-like
Exons: 3
Coding region: 152-1300 (382 amino acids)
Biological process (GO): regulation of DNA-templated transcription
Molecular function (GO): DNA binding
Source: RefSeq, a predicted model, not a curated record